AUGCAACGAGCCAACUGUACCCAUCAAGCUCCUGCCUUCAAAACGGACAUCAACAAGAACGAACGCAAGCGUCCCUGUGUCCGAGCCGAGAAUCAUCGUGAUACCACGGGCUAUACGGACAUGCAGGCGGUUAGACGCACGGAGGCUGUAAUACCUUGUCAUAGUCGCUCCUAUCCACCCACACAGACACCCCGAUCUGGGGAUCUAUACUGGGAUAUGCCGGCUUUGACAGCGGGGGCUGGAGAUAGAAAUGAGGAGACAAUGGCCAGAGGAGUGCUGGAAGCUCACAAGCCAGUUGAACCUCAAGAAAGGGGGCGCUACCGCCACGGAAGACACCACGAAGACGAGAGCCUUGACGCAAAUAAAGAUAACCGGGGAGACCAAUGGGAGAAAGGAGCUGAUGCGAGAGGAGUUCACGAAUCAACUCAGUCGAACUGGAACCUGACAAUCCAAGAUCCGUUACCAUCUAGCCGUCCACAUUCUACUCAAAGCGCCAAGUUCAACGAAGCCUUAAUUGGCGUGGCAGCAACCACGGCUGGCGAGGAGACACCAGAGAUGGAAGCCGCCUUCGUUCAAACUAGAGGCGUUAUCGCCAGGAAUCCGUGCAAGAGGUGUUCGCAAGGGCGCGGCCUCUGGAAAGAGUGCAUCGAGCGGGUAGGAGGGAACCAUUGGACGAGUAACGGGACGUGCCAGAACUGCUAUCAGGCGGUUAAGUGGGUAAAGCCGAAGUACGGCAACUCGCCCAGACCUAGGCAGGGCCUUGAGUUUAGGGCAGAUACAAGCUGCAGAGCAUCGGCGGUACCUGGAAGCCCCGACAUCUCACCUCGACAACCACCCGCCGACCAAUCACCCAAUCAAGGCGCGGAAGCCAUCCCGUUCCCAUUGACGGCUGAGUCCAUCAACGACGUUGUUCUCCUCCAGGACGCAGCCGACGACCUCAGAGCACAUUUGGAGGUGAUAGGGCGCCAGAUUCGUCGGUUGCAAGGGCAGGAAGAUGACCCAUGGGGGAAUGUAUAG
Aspergillus mulundensis is the source of this 1017-nucleotide messenger RNA. RefSeq names its product DUF3716 domain-containing protein. The transcript has 4 exons. The record is from RefSeq and is a predicted model, not a curated record. Bases 1 to 1017 code for a protein of 338 amino acids. NCBI's taxonomy places the organism in Eukaryota, Fungi, Ascomycota, Eurotiomycetes, Eurotiales, Aspergillaceae.